Recurvomyces mirabilis is the source of this 624-nucleotide messenger RNA. RefSeq lists its product as uncharacterized. Bases 1 to 624 code for a protein of 207 amino acids. The transcript has 2 exons. The record is from RefSeq and is a predicted model, not a curated record. NCBI's taxonomy places the organism in Eukaryota, Fungi, Ascomycota, Dothideomycetes, Mycosphaerellales, Teratosphaeriaceae.
AUGUCGGAAAUCACCAUCCGACGAAGUAGGACUACCCGUGGCGACGGCGAGCUGCUGAUCCAGAUGUUCGACAGCCAGCUACCCUGGCUUCAGUCUAUAGGGAGUGGUGACCAAUGGGGCUCCUCCUUCAUACGAGAUGACCCUGCAAAAAAGGCCAAGUAUCAUACGAAAGUCAACCAAAGUGAAGUUUCUGAGCAGCAACAGUGGAGCCCGCAGUGGACCGGGGUCUAUAUCGCAGAGCGGAAGCAGGCCUUGAGCAACCCCAAGGAUCGUGAAGCAGAAGUUGUGCCUGUCGCGGCAUUGAUCCUAGAAGCCAAGUCAGCUGAUUACGUUCGCCCUGUACUUCUCGAGCAAGACAAAAAGGAUCCAUUCCUGUAUCUGGCUUAUCUCCUGACCGAUCGCACGGCAGGAGAUCUCGGCAAAGGAGCUGGAGCUGCACUGAUAUUACAUACCAAGGUGGAAGCUAGGCGGCUUGGCUUGAGCCGCAUCUGUAUGGACUGCUGGAGUGGCAAUGGUGGUAAACUUGUGCAGUAUUACGAACGGCAAGGCUUUACGUCUUUGGGUUCCUUUGGUGUCAACAAGCUUGACGACUGGCCUGGAGAAGUUCUGGAAAUGCGGCUGUGA